Messenger RNA from Pan troglodytes (chimpanzee), 9646 nucleotides. It is a transcript of the gene SLC29A4, whose product is annotated as solute carrier family 29 member 4. The record is from RefSeq and is a predicted model, not a curated record. The transcript has 12 exons. Gene Ontology annotation, biological process: nucleoside transmembrane transport. Gene Ontology annotation, cellular component: plasma membrane. The coding region runs from base 3836 to 5542 and encodes 568 amino acids. Lineage: Eukaryota; Metazoa; Chordata; Mammalia; Primates; Hominidae. Gene Ontology annotation, molecular function: nucleoside transmembrane transporter activity; monoamine transmembrane transporter activity.
UCUCCCCUGCCCGCCCGCCCCUGUCCCGGGAACCCGAGGCCACCCCGGCCGCGUCCUCAGCGGCCCAGCCCCCCGCGCCCGGCGACAAGCGCGGACCCGGACCCCUGGGCCCUCGCCAUGGAGGGGGUCGGCGCCAUCGCCUCCCUGAGCACCGCGCGGGGGUCCUCCCGCACGAAGUUCCUCCCCGGACCCCCCCGCGCCACCCCAUCGCUCCCCUGCCCCCGCCGGCCCCUUUCUCGUUCUCGGAAAAAGCGGCUGGGAGAGGCGGGGCCUGGGAUCCGGGGUCACCUCGGGGCGGCCCAGGGGGUCUGUCCUUUGCCUCGGGACGCAGGUCCGCGAGCCAACUUUGCGGCUGAUGAGGCCGGACAGGCGGCAGAAAGGCGCGGCGACCCGGGCCGGGGAGGGCGGUGGGCCCGGGGGCCAGCCUGUGGCUCCUGCAUGCAUCGGUCCCCGGGAGGCUGCAGAAAGGGGGUGGCCGGAGGGGCUUGAAACCCACCCCCACAGGAGUUGGAGCAGCUUAGACCGCUGGGCUGCGGAAAGGGCAGCAGAGACAUCGUUAGUCCCGGUUAACGGGGACCAGGGGUGUACCAGGCAUCAACUAACCAGGGCUGGUGACUGAGCCAGGAGUGCGAGCCCAGGCCCGCUUUCCAAGUGGAAUUCGGUUCCCCUGGUCCUUCCUGGCUGGCCGGAGGAGCGCGGCCCCCGAGUGAGGCCAGACUGGCUUUGGAGUCCCGACGCCCAGCGCUUCCAGCUGCCCUGGGUCACUGUGCACUUCAGGCCCCGUGGAAAUGGGAGGAGCCGGAGGGGAUCACUGGGCCAGGCUCCAGUCUGAGCUGCACGACCCCCCCCCCCAACCCCCGACUUGGCCUCUCUGUGCCUCAGUCGCCCUCCCUGCAAAGUGGUGAGGGGCCUUGGCCAGAAGCAGUGGCUCACUCCUGUAAUCUUGGUUCUGGGAGGCCGGGGCUGAGGGAUCACCUGAGGCCAGGAGUUCAAGGCCAGCUUGGGUAACAGAGCAAGACCCCACCUCUACAAAAAUAGAAAUUAAAAAAAUUAAUAAAUGGGGGAGAGGGGUGGGAGCCCUGCCUUGCCCGUAGCAGUGUUAAGUGGCAGCUUGUGCAACUGUUGAAUGCCUACUGUGUGCAGCUGAGCCUACCCCACAAGCCACCCACCCAGUCCCUGUUUGUGACGUACUCUCACCCUCUUCUUCCUCUACUGAGUUGUGAGGUGGGGAAACUGAGGCCUGAGGGGUGGCCUCAAGGCCAAAGAAAUGACCUGUGUCUUCUCAAGGGCCUCCUGGGUCAGGCAUCAAGGGUUCACGGCAGCGCAGAGUGGAGGAGCAGGGCCAAGCCCUAUAAACACUGGAGUUAUUAAGCCAAUGUGCAUGUCGUUAAAUUUUAACUAAGGGGGGACAGGGCAGGAGGCCCUGGGUUGCCUUCCCUGGGGCGCAGUAGGCUUGGAUGUGGGGGGCUGGGAAGGACAGAGUUGGAGGCCUGUGGCCCAGGAAAGAUGGGGGAGAGCAGCUGCAGCAGGGUCCCCACCCCCUCUGCCAUGGGGACAGUGGCUGGCCAAGCCAGGCAGUGUGGGUGGCAGCUGCCCACUUUGCCGACUAAGCCAGAGGGGACAGUAGCCACCUCCUGGCUGGAUACCAAGCACGUCCGCCUUCCUGGGUGGCGUGGCCUCCGGGCAAGGCAGAAACCUCGGCUUUCUGGCCAGGAGUGUUUGGGGCACUGCACGUCCAGGGGAGCAUCUCGGGGGCUCUUGCUGAACACAGACCAGGCCUUUCUGGGUUCAGAUGUCCUCCUGGGCUGGGCUGGCAUCCUGAGCAGGUGGCAGGAGGAGCAUUUGAUUGUUGUAGACUGUCACCCUGACACCAUCCCCUUUCCUGGCUCUGCAGGCUGAAGAAGGGCCCCGGGGUCUCUAAGCCUUUGCUGACUCUCUGGCGCCUCCCAACGACUCUUGAGCUCAGGCUCCUGUGUCCACUUCACAGGGGAGACAGGUGUGCGGAGCCCGCCCAGAGCCACCCUCGUUCAAGCCCAGCCCAGCUCUGCUCUAAGCCCUGCUCGGCCCCCACCCCACCCCCAACCCACCCCCAACCCCCCAGCUCCAGAUGUGGCAGGACGGCCAGGGCUGACGAGGGGCAGUCAGGAGAGCCUUGAGCCUAGAAGGGGAGAUACGCCGGGCUUCUCAGCCCCCAGAAGUCCGGGACCGCCUCUCCCCUGGUAGUGGGUACCAAUUACCUGGGUUGGCCCCCAGCUGUCAGGGGCUGAAUCUCCCCAGCCCCCAAGACCUGGAAAUGGGAAGGCUCUGGCUUCAAAGCCCCAGUGAGGCCCCAGGCCCCCUUUUAGGCCCCAGUUAAAAUUCUGUAGUGAGCUAGAAGAGGGGGACAUGGGGUCACAGGGAGGUGCUUGGUAACUGAUCAUCAAAACCUGCCUAGAGGCUGGGAAGGGAGUAAACUGAAGCAGGGGAGCUGGAGGAAAUGAGACCCAGGAGAUGGGACAAGAGCAGGCAGAGGUGACAUGGGUCAGCCCCAGAGAAAAUCAGGAUGGGCUGAGCGCAGUGGCUCAUGCCUAUAAUCCCAGCACUUUGGGAGGCCAAGGCGAGAAGAUCACUUGAGCCCAGGAGUUCAAGACCACUAUGGGCAACACAGACCACAUCUCUACAAAAAAGAAAAAAAUUAGCCGGGCCUGGUGGCACACACCUGUUCCAGCUACUUAAGAGGCUGAGGUGGGAGGAUCACUUCAGCCUGAGAGGCAGAGGCUCCGGUCAGGGCUGGCAAGUCCAAAUUGAAGCAAGAAGCACUGAGGCAAGACCACAGGAAGAACUUCCCGCCAUAAGGGUGGUUGGCCCCAGGACCAAGGGCCGUCGUGGCUCAGAGUGCCACACAGACCUGGGUUGAGGUCUGGGUUCUCCCACUUUCUGCCUGUGAGACCAAGGGGGUUCUCACUUUCCUCAGCUGAAAAAUGAGUGAUAAAGGCAGCUUCCUCCCAGAGGACACUGCAGCGCGGUGCAGGCACGCAUGAGGCUCACUCAUGUCACCUGUUAUUUCCAACUGCUCCCCAAGUCCUGGCAUCGCACCGCCAAAGUAUUCCUCCACUCCAUCUAUUUCUCACCGUGCCCUCUGCCACCAUGCAGGCCACCUUGGUUGCUCCCUGGGACAGCAGUCUCUGAGCCAUUCUCCUCCCCUCUGACCCCUUCUCCCUAGAUAGCAAUGAGGAUGAGCACCUUGAGACACACCAGGUGAGGGCUGGGCGCAGUGGCUCAGUGGCUUACGCCUGUAACCCCCGCACUUUGGGAGGCCGAGGCAGGAAUUGGAGUUGGAGACCAGCCUGGGCAAUGUAGUGAGACCCCCAACUCUACAAAAGAAAUUUUUUAAAAAUUAGCCAGGCAUGGUGGUUCGAACCUGUGGUCCCAGCUACUUGGGAGGCUGAAUCAGGAGGAUCCCUUGAGCCCAGGAGGUCGUGGCUGAAAUGAGUGAUGGUUGCACCACCAUACUCCAACCUGGGUGACAGAGUGAGACCCUGUCUGAAAAAGAAAAAAAAAAAAGACAUAGCAGGUGACAUUGCUUAUCUGCUUAAAUUAAUGUCCUCUGGAUGGAUAGAAAGGACGGUCCCCCCAGGGGAUACAGUCCCGGCCGCAUGGCAUCAAUGUGGUGAAACUGAGGCUCAGAGAGGUUUAGGCCCUUGCCUAAGGUCACACAGCUGGGCUGAAAACCCAGGUCUUUGAACCUCACAUCCAGUCCUGUUCAGGCACUUUCCUGGCUCCCUUGCAGUGAGGCAUAGCUUGCUUUGGCCAACGAGUGUGACCAAAGUGAUGUGUCACUCCAGGUAGAAGCUUUAUGGGUCAGUGCAUGAGCCAUGGAUCCCUCACCCUUCUUCCAUCACCUGCUCUCUCUGCUUUCUCCAAAGCACAGGCUGCCAUGGGCUCUGUCGGGAGCCAGCGCCUUGAGGAGCCCAGCGUGGCAGGCACACCAGACCCGGGCGUAGUGAUGAGCUUCACCUUCGACAGUCACCAGCUGGAGGAGGCGGCGGAGGCGGCUCAGGGCCAGGGCCUUAGGGCCAGGGGCGUCUCAGCUUUCACGGAUACCACAUUGGACGAGCCGGUGCCCGAUGACCGUUAUCACGCCAUCUACUUUGCGAUGCUGCUGGCUGGCGUGGGCUUCCUGCUGCCAUACAACAGCUUCAUCACGGACGUGGACUACCUGCAUCACAAGUACCCAGGGACCUCCAUCGUGUUUGACAUGAGCCUCACCUACAUCUUGGUGGCGCUGGCAGCCGUGCUCCUGAACAACGUCCUGGUGGAGAGACUGACCCUGCACACCAGGAUCACCGCAGGCUACCUCUUAGCCUUGGGCCCUCUCCUUUUUAUCAGCAUCUGCGACGUGUGGCUGCAGCUCUUCUCUCGGGACCAGGCCUACGCCAUCAACCUGGCCGCUGUGGGCACCGUGGCCUUCGGCUGCACAGUGCAGCAAUCCAGCUUCUACGGGUACACGGGGAUGCUGCCCAAGCGGUACACACAGGGGGUGAUGACCGGGGAGAAGCAGGAGGGUGCAGCGACACGGCAGGCACUGGGCACGGCGGGCGUGAUGAUCUCUCUGAGCCGCAUUCUCACGAAGCUGCUGCUGCCCGACGAGCGCGCCAGCACGCUCAUCUUCUUCCUGGUGUCGGUGGCGCUGGAGCUGCUGUGUUUCCUGCUGCACCUGUUUGUGCGGCGCAGCCGCUUCGUACUCUUCUAUACCACACGGCCGCGUGACAGCCACCGGGGCAGGCCAGGCCUGGGCAGGGGCUAUGGCUACCGCGUGCACCACGACGUUGUCGCCGGGGACGUCCACUUCGAGCACCCAGCCCCGGCCCUGGCCCCCAACGAGUCCCCAAAGGACAGCCCAGCCCACGAGGUGACCGGCAGCGGCGGGGCCUACAUGCGCUUUGACGUGCCGCGGCCAAGGGUCCAGCACAGCUGGCCCACCUUCAGAGCCCUGUUACUGCACCGCUACGUGGUGGCGCGGGUGAUCUGGGCCGACAUGCUCUCCAUCGCCGUGACCUACUUCAUCACGCUGUGCCUGUUCCCCGGCCUCGAGUCUGAGAUCCGCCACUGCAUCCUGGGCGAGUGGCUGCCCAUCCUCAUCAUGGCUGUGUUCAACCUGUCAGACUUCGUGGGCAAGAUCCUGGCAGCCCUGCCUGUGGACUGGCGGGGCACCCACCUGCUGGCCUGCUCCUGCCUGCGUGUGGUCUUCAUCCCCCUCUUCAUCCUGUGCGUCUACCCCAGCGGCAUGCCCGCCCUCCGUCACCCCGCCUGGCCCUGCAUCUUCUCACUGCUCAUGGGCAUCAGCAACGGCUACUUCGGCAGCGUGCCCAUGAUCCUGGCGGCAGGCAAAGUGAGCCCCAAGCAGCGGGAGCUGGCAGGGAACACCAUGACCGUGUCCUACAUGUCAGGGCUGACGCUGGGGUCCGCCGUGGCCUACUGCACCUACAGCCUCACCCGCGACGCUCAUGGCAGCUGCCUGCACGCCUCCACCGCCAAUGGUUCCAUCCUCGCAGGCCUCUGAGCCAGCCCCGCCCACUGCCAGUGACGCCGAGGGCCUGACCAGGGGCCCCGAGGCCUGAGGGCCCCUCCCCUGUCCCCACCUCAGUGCCUGCGGGGCCCUGAGCCUCCCCCUGUGCCAGCAGCCCCACUCCCUCAGGGUCCAGCCAUACCCCACCCUGGACUGAAGUUCUGCAAAGUCCUUCGAGGACCGGAACACGUUUCUGCGACCCGGGGCUCUGGCCAGCACUGUGUUCUGCGUUUGGUCUCAUACCGGCGUCUACCUUCCAUCUGUGUCCAGCGGCCCCGGCUCCAGCCCAGCCAGCACUCUGCAGGGUCACACGCACCGUGUCCCCACCCAGGACAGCAGACACCCGCCAGAGUGUGCGCGCCCAGUGACUGCACCCCGGCCCUCAUCACCCACCGGCACUGAUCGGGGCACCGCCUGGCCCAGCCUCCACCAGGGACCCCUCCUCAUGAACUCUGGAGCCCUGAGAGGAGAGGGGCAGCCCCCUACCUUGUCACCCUCAGGGCUUCCCCUUCUGUCCUCAUUCUUAGAGACUGCCUCUCCCAAACAUAACGCGUUAGCCAUGAAGGAGUCGGAGCCCUGGGUCCGAAUGGACCCGCCUGCGGUCUGCGUCAGCCUCUGGGAAACCACAGCGGUGAUGCCAGCUGGGCACGUCAGGACCUCCCCACACACCCACACGAUGCCACAGGUCAGGGGGCUGUGCCUGACUAGGGAGCCCUCCCAUUGCCUUCCUGGCCCAGGAUAGAAGAGGGGAGGUAAGUCUGGGGGCUACGAAGCCGGGCCCCCACACCCUGGCUGAAGUCAGCUUGACCUAGGUCUUGACCCUCAUCCAGCAAGGGACUCGACAGACCCAAGGGUCCCUAGAACGUAGGAAGGGGCUGGGGGUCACUCCAGCUCGGGCCUCCCAGAACACCAGGCCCGUGUGGGUGGCACCCUGAGGUCAGGGGAUCCUAAGGGUGUCCUUCCAGAGACGGUGUUUCCAGGGGGAGGACCGCCCCCCCUUCCAGAUCCCCGGCCCCGGCUGUGACUGCCCUGUUUCACCCCUGCUGUGUCCCAUCACCCGUCUGUCCACUAACUGUACCGCACUGGCCAUUAAAAGAUGAAGGCAGACCGCUGCACCGCCGCCUGCAAGCAGAGUUUGUGCAUGGACGGGAGCUGGGACUGCCAUCUCGGGAUACCGGUGGAACUCGGGCUGCCCCGAAUAAGCCGGUCCUCAGUCUUCCCAUCUGUGAGGUGGGCCGGGUGGAUCAGGGAGCAGGAGGGUGUCCUCACACUGGGUAGGCUUGGUUUGUGGGCAGGGCUGGGUGGUGGGGUGAGAGCUGGGAGCACUUGGGGUUUGUCGCUCACCUUGACCGCCCGCCCCCCCCCCCCACCCCUUUGUGAGGAUCAAGGAGGAUGGCCACAUGCAGCCCAUUUGAAGGGGAAACGAAGUGGGCGGGGCUUGGCCCCUGCCCCUCGGGGACUGCAGUGCAUCCUAGGAGUCAGAGCCUCCUGGCCUCGAGCCUCAUCCCUUUUGCUGAUUUGUGCAAUUUGGACAAAAUCCUGCACUGUUCUGUGCCUCAUUUCUUUCUUUUUUUGUUUUUUUUUUUUUGAGACUGAGUCUUGCUCUUGUCACCCAGGCUGGAGUGCAGUGGCACGAUCUUGGCUCACUGCAACCUCUGCCUCCCAGGUUCAAGUGAUUCUCCUGCCUCAGCCUCUCAAGUAGCUGGGAUUACAGGUAUGCACCACCACACCUGGCUAAUUUUUCUUGUAGAGACUGGGUUUCACCAUGUUGGCCAUGCUGGUCUCGAACUCCUGAUCUCAAGUGAUCCAUCUGUCUCAUCCUCCCAAAGUGCUGGGAUUACAGGUGUGAGCCACUGCACCCAUCCUGUGCCUCAUUUUUGUUUUUUCUUUCUUUACGAGACAGGCUCUCGCUCUGUCACUGAGGCUGGAGUGCAGUGGUGCCAUCAUAGCUCACUGCAGCCUCCACCUCCUGGGCUCCAGUGAUCCUCCCACCUCAGCCUCCCAAAUAGCUGUGUAUACAGGCGCGUGUCACCACGUCUGGCCAGAUUCUUUUAUUUUGUGUAGAGAUGGGGUCUUGCUGUUGCCCAGACUGGUCUCAAAGUCUGGGCCUCAAGUGUUCCCCCUGCCUUGGCCUCCCAAAGUGCCAGGAUUACAGGUAUGAGUCACUGCGCCCGGCCUGUUCUGUCCUUAGCUUCCCCAAGGAAUGGGGCUGGUCCAGGUAUUGAUGUGGGUCCCGUAAAGGAGGGCACGAGGGCCACCGAUGCUCUGGCAGGCAUCCUCCCUGGGGCCCAGGUGGGCGGCCACUUGGGCCAAGACUGCGCCAGGUGACACCAGAGUGUUUCCCAGAGCCCACGCCGGGCCCUUCCCUUGCCCGAGGCCGGCUGGCUGCCCUCCAUGGGUUACCCUCUUUGCAAAGCCCCGAAUGUCCUCUGCAGGCCACCCACACUAACCAGGUCAGUCACUGGGCAGCCAGACCCCAUUGCAGAGAUGCCGUCCACCCCCAUCUAGGUGAGGGCUUGGGGCCACUCUUAGCAUUAGUAUCAUUUUCUUCUAGUAUCAUUUUGUGGUAGGCAUGGCUGGAAAUGUGCAGCUUUGCUUUUUUUUUUUUUUUUUUUUGGAGGAGUUUCGCUUCUGUUGCCCAGGCUGGAGUGCAGUGGCUCGAUUUCAGCUCACUGCAACCUCUGCCUGCCGGGUUCAAGCGAUUCUCCUGCCUCAGCCUCCCGAGUAGCUGGGAUUACAGGCAUGUGCCACCAUGCCCGGCUAAUUUUGUGCUUUUAGUAGAGACGAGGUUUCUCCAUGUUGGUCAGGCUGGUCUUGAACUCCCGACCUCAGGUGAUCCACCUGCCUCAGCCUCCCAAAGUGCUGGGAUUACAGGCAUGAGCCACCAUGCCUGGCACUGGUUUUUGGAGAUGGAAUCUCAUUAUGUCACCCCAGCUGGAGGGCAGUGGCACAAUCUCAGCUCACUGUAACCUUUGCCGUGGGUUCAAGCGAUUCUCCUGCCUCAGCCUCCCGAGUAGCUGGGAUUACAGGCAUGCUCCACCACACCCGGCUAAUUUUUUUGUAUUUUUAGUAGAGAUGGGGUUUCACCAUAUUGGCCAGGCUGGUCUUGAACUCCUGACCUCAAGUGAUCCGCCUGCCUUGGCCUCCCAAAGUGCUGGGAUUACAGGCAUGAGCCACCAUGCCCAGCCAACUUAACUUUUAAUUUUUUCUCAUGUAAAUUUGUUCAAUUUUUUUUUUUUUUUUUUUUUUUUGAGACAAUCUCUGUCACCCCCAGGCCAGAGUGCAGUGGUGCAAUCUCAACUCACUGCAACCUCCACCUGCCGGGUCCCUGUGAUUUUCCCACCUCAGCCUCCCGAGUAGCUGGGAUUACAGGUGUGGGCCACCACACCCGGCUAAUUUUUGUAUUUUUAGUAGAGACGGGGUUUCACCACAUUGCUCAGGCUGGUCUCAAAUUCCUGGCCUGAAGUGAUCCUCCCGCCUCGGCCUCCUAAAGUGCUGGGAUUACAGGCACGCUCCACCACACCUGGCUAAUUUUUUUGUAUUUUUAGUAGAGAUGGGGUUUCACCAUAUUGGCCAGGCUGGUCUCGAACUCCUGACCUCAAGUGAUCCGCCUGCCUUGGCCUCCCAAAGUGCUGGCAUUACAGGCGUGAGCCACUGUGCCCAGCCGAUGAGCUCAUUUAGAUGGCUGCAUGUGGUCACUGCCCCUGCACGCGUGGCACCCAACUUCUUCCAGUCGAAUCCUGCUUCUUGGUGCCCUGAUAUGGCAGAAUGCCCCCCAGACACCACCCCUACUCCAGCCCCUGAAAUAAACCACUCCAGACAAUUUUAUUUUUCCAAUUAAAUCUUUUCUUUUUUUUUAUGAAAAAAGAUCACACAGAAUUUGCCAACAAACAAAAUUCCAAAAGAAACAUAAAAAAAAAAAAAACCAAUAAUUCCCCCAAAAAACAAACCCAAAGUCUGGCUUUUCCUUCCCUCAAGAUUGUCUGGUUGAGGCCUUGGUUUCCCUUGAAGGCUUGGGGCCUGGUUAAGUGCUUUCUGGGGCCCAAGCAGGGACCCUGGGCUUGGGCCGGCUCCUGCCUCUCCCUCUUCUCUCCCUAA